This is a messenger RNA of Dermacentor silvarum, 1525 nucleotides long. RefSeq lists its product as uncharacterized. The record is from RefSeq and is a predicted model, not a curated record. NCBI's taxonomy places the organism in Eukaryota, Metazoa, Arthropoda, Arachnida, Ixodida, Ixodidae. The transcript has 3 exons. Bases 233 to 1525 code for a protein of 430 amino acids.
UUCCCUUUCCACUCGCGCUACGUCAGCAGAUGGGGCGGACGCAUGAGGCGGCGAGCGCGUUUUGCGGUUUUGCCCGUCGCCGCGACACGACGCAUCCGCGCGUCCGGAUCGCGCUGGUGCGCGUUGAUCGCGCGUCUCCAGAAACUCAUUCCCCGGCGCGUAUGUACAGUCGUACAUCUCUUCGCUGUUCAGUCGGACGUGUUUUCCUCGCUGUGAAAAGAAUCCCGCCGCGAUGCCGUGCAAAUGCUGUGUACCUCGAUGCCGCGGAAACUACACGGGGGACACGAAGGUGCACGUCUUCAAGUUCCCGAGAGAUCAAGCUCUAAGGGACGCUUGGAUUCGCGCUGUGCCACGGGAAAACCUCACGGUCACCGAACAUUCCAGGGUAUGUGAACUUCAUUUCAUGGACGAGGACAUUAUUCGAGACGCGACGCAUACAGAUCAAGCAACUGGCCGCGUAAUGACAGUGCCGCUAUCUCAUGUGCGCCUUCGCCCAGACGCUGUACCGUCGAAGUUCCCGAAUCAUUCGAGCUACUUGUCCAGAAAGACCGCGAGGAGGGAAGAUCCUGACUCCAAGCGCGCGCGAAUAGAGAAUGCAGCCCUUCAGAAAGCCAUCGCUGAAUCCAACGAGGCAUUUAUCAGAGCACGCGAGGAGGAUAAAGUCAACAGUGUGAGCGAACUUGCCAACCACUUAAGGAGCCAAGGGAUGAAGUUCUGGGAUGUUAUCGAAAGAAAUGAAAGGCUUCUUCUCAUUCACAUUGUCGACGAUGAAGCACCGUGGUUGAAAUACUCUGUUUGCGUGAAAGGAGAUUUGAGCGUGACACUACACGUUAUGAAAACGGCCGUAAAAAAGCUCGGUGCAAAUCUCUGCGUUCCCGAAAUCGCUAACAGUAAAAGGGGUAUGGUGGAACUCCUGGAAGGCAUCGAGAAGUGGGACUGUGACCUGAUGUCCAACUCAGUCGCCGAAAUUUGCGAGGCUGUUUGUUUACUGCUUGAUCAGCUUUGCACGUCCCAAGCAGAAGAUGACGCCAACUGUAUUCAAUUUCUGAAAGAGCAAGUCACCUUGCACCUAUCGAAAAAACAGCGCAGGCGCUACUCUGCUGAUUUCAUGAUGUUUUGCUGUAUUGUUUUCACUAUAUCGCCCCAUGCAUACGCGUUCAUACGUAGCCAUGGAAGCAUCACCUUGCCGCAUCAUAUGACGAUAAGAUCAGUGUGCUCGUCUUAUGGUAUGAGUCCUCAACAAGAGCAUCAGAGUGAAACAUUCCUCAGCUACAUGACAACAAGAAUUUCUGACCUGAAAGAUGACCAGCGCUUUGUCACAGUUAUGGUUGAUGAAAUACAUAUAAAACCUUACUUUGACUACAAAGGAGGCAAUAUUACCGGCGCUGCAAUUAAUAGAAAUGAAGCUGCUAACUGUGCGCUCGUUUUCAUGGUGCGCAGCGUUACGUGUAUAUCCCCAUUCCUCGUGAGCCACGUUGAAGUCUCCCAUAAUGAUGAGCGGUCUCCCAGCUGCGGCUUUAAUUGA